Candidula unifasciata is the source of this 3456-nucleotide messenger RNA. The record is from the annotation of a GenBank genome assembly. NCBI's taxonomy places the organism in Eukaryota, Metazoa, Mollusca, Gastropoda, Stylommatophora, Geomitridae.
AUGGAAAAAGUUGACAAUUCCAACGACACUGAAGGACCAGUACGCCAUGACACCGUACUGGCAUACGCCUCUCCUCCAUUCCCAGCCUGGGUGCCGGCAGUAACAGUGGCCAUUAGCAUGGUGAUAUUUUUAGCCGGUUCCUUCUAUUGCCGGCACAGGAAAGUCAUCAAGAAGCGCCAGAUUCUAAUGGAUUACUUCUACGUAAUUUUUCAAUACGGCGGAAUAAGACGGAAGCGAAUGGUUGCCGCCUUGUGCAACACUAACUCAAUAACAUUACGUGAGUUAGGACGGUCGUUUAUGCUAAGUUUUGAUUCUGUCGCCAAUAGUGAUAACAAUAGCUGUCCCUUCUUUCUGGAAGAUUCUCCAUUCCCAGCUUCCCGCGGUCCAACGCCUAGUCCCAUGAUGCAGAAGAAAUCUUUCUUUAGAAACCGAGGUAUGACAAUUACCAGAAAAUACCGGGGGCCUUUUAUCAGAAUCAACACGCAGACAGAAGAAAAUGCGCAGGCAAAUGGCGUAUCUUUUCAAGACAUUGUUAUGAAAUUUAAGAGCAAACGUCCUCACGGAAAUGAUGCUUCUGUUAAAGCAACUCCAAACAGACGUCAUGUACCCCCACCCCAGUAUGAGGGGAGUUCAAUGUGCACAAUACACGGAGACGACACGGAUUAUCGAACUUGUUUAGAGGAAAAAGAAGUAGCAGCCAACUACAACAGAGAACGAAGAAAUGCUUAUGUUGUCCAGUGCGAUCCAGCGUACUCUAAAUAUACUGAAGUGUACGGGGAAGUUGGAAGGCAUUCUCUGGGACAUGUUAUACCAGAUCAGUAUCGAGGGCAGCAAACUUGUUACUCUGGGAAAAGAAAUUCUGAACCCUUUCAAAAUCUACAGGGCUAUAUUCCAGGACAGUCACAUUGCCAUGAUCAGCAACAUUACUAUUUCCAUGCACACGGUGAACAGCUUUCUCCAUCUGAUGUUGUGUGUGGUAGUCACGGCUUCAUUUCUAAAUCAUACGAACCGGAUGGAUGUUGUCAGUACCGGAACAGCGAGCCCACCAUUCUCGUACAUUCUCCGAGCACUGAGACAGACGCACCGCAGGGAUGGAGUCAUAUUCGCAGCAGAAACACAAACGGCAUCGUGUUUUUGAAACGUGUUCCAAAACCGGACGGAGCACCAGGGGAAUUUUAUUACGAAGAGCAAAAAACCCCAUCCCCGGAUCUCUCCCGUCGAGUUAGUCUGAGUAAAGUUAGCUACGUGCCGGCAGGGAACAUGAAUGAAUACUACAACUGCCUCCAUAGUAACGUCAAAGACAACACAAGUAAAGAGGCAAGAACUACAGAGAACAAGAUGUCUUCACAGAAUCCCGCCACGCCAUCUCAAGGCUCGUCUAAAAGCAAACGCAGUAGGCUGAGCCUUGGAGACUUAGCAAUAAGUAAUUUCAACCGAAGAAUUGAUUUGGGCAGUGACAGUUUAAACGAUAGUUUACAAGAAGCCGAUCAGUCGUCAGAACAUAGAGGCCCUCAAGAUUCGACUCGCUCCUCGCCCAAAAUAACUUGGACUAAACUAAAAAAUGUUUUCACCGGAAGUCGUGCAGCCCAGGAGCUUCAAGGUCAAGGUAAACUUUUAAAAUCUGUGUCUGCUAAACAAGUGCGUCAAAAACGCAGAAAUAAUCGGCGAAGUACAAGCUGGCAAAGAUUUGUCAGCAUGUUCACAGGCUUCAGAUCUCUUCCUGAAACCAAGAAACCUUCCACGUCUGUCGAUAUUCCUCAGUCAAGCAGCAGCUAUCCGUUGGGACUGGAUAUAAAUGUUGCAAGCCAAGAGGAUCCUACAGCAAGUUUUGAUAUUGAAUCACCCAUGGAAAGCAGACCAGCAGAACAUCAUAGGAGAAUAUAUGAACUAAGAUAUGAUUUCGAGUCCUCUUUAUCGAGUCGACCCAGUUAUAAAAAAAUUGCGCCCAGUGACGAUGACGAAGUAGCGCCCAAAGUCUGGGAUAGACCAAAUGCCUUAAGUUUAGCAGUAAAGACUCGUUCAUUCCCGGAAGAGCUUCUACAUGGGCGGCAGUAUUGCCAUCGGACAGGUUUUGAAGCAAGCGGAAAAGUGCCAAGCCCAAAAAAUCAGGCAAGCCAUUACAGUGCACGACGCUACAGGAAUCGAAAUGACCGAGUGGUUACAUCUUUAAUAUCCUUGCCUCAAGCAAACAAAGAUUAUAGUUGCUACGCAUUCCAAGCUGGUUAUUCGCCGUCCCCGGAAGAGUACAGGUUCAGAAGCCCUGAUUCUAUGGGAAGCAACCCUGGAGCAACCAGUCCAACCAUGGAGGAAUACGUUGAUGUUUCGGAGAACUCCAUGGAUAGUCAUUGCUUCUCGGAGAGGCACACAGGAAGUCAAGAAAAGACCAGACCGGAUAAUUCAAACACAGAUGAGAACUUAGACUCAGCAUCAGACACAAGCUCAUACAGCACCCCAAAUGACAACUUUAGCAUACACUUUCAGCAAGACCUAUAUCCAGAAGACACCAUAAGUAUUUCAAUCGCUAACGAAAUAUCCAAUCAUCAAGAUGAUAAGCCUAACAACAAUGCACAUUUUACUGUAAAAGACAGUGAGCAUUGUUCUCAAAGAACAAACAAUUGGGCCAACAGUCGUAUUCAAUAUACCUCUUCGGGUAUAAAAUUAAAGUCUGCACACAAAUUUAAAUCGAAUGAUUCAGUCUUUGUGAACGUGGGAGAAGAUGCUCAAGAGAAAUCUGCGGCAACAACUAAUAAUUCAGUAUUUGAUAGCAAAGAAAGUUUGCCUCAUUUCUGUAAUCUAAACAUCGAGCAUCGGCAUGCAGGCCUAAGCAGCGAGUCUGUAUACUUUGACAGUGUCUGCGAUACAUCGCCUUGCGACAACAAAGACAUUUGUAGCAUCGGAAAUUCAACCUUAGAUAGGAAACAGAGUCCAGUAAAUCGAAUACACACUGCUUCUCACGAUACUGUAGGCCAGUUAGUACUGGAUAGUUCUGUUUUCUUAAGCGAAAUGGCAUCUAAUUCGUGCUUGUCUGAAAUACCACAGAUAGGUAAAAUUCAGACAGCUCUCGAACUUCGUCUAAUACCUUUACCAAACUGUGAUGUGGACAGAGCAAUCCGUGACGGAUUUAAAAGUACUCAGGCAUUAAUUAGAGUCCAGUCAACGCCAGUACUCUCAGAAGACAUUACAUGGGAGCAGUCCACAUGUAUUCAAACAUGCCUUCCAAAGCGCUGGACUUCGCAUCCAUUAAAUUUCAAGACUCCUUUAGAUACAUCGAAUGGUCAGUCUCAAAGUCUGGUUCCAUACUUCAAAAAGGAUAUCAAUCCUUAUUCUAACGCUCCAAUGGAACAUUCACCUUUGAAAGGGCAACAUAACAAAACAGGCCCAGCUACAGAUAGAAAUACUCUGGAACUAAGUGAAUACUGUAGGACAAAAGAACAAUGUUUGGGUAAUAUGCCAACA